AUGCCUACUUCUGGUGGUCUUACGAGUGAUGAGGCAAACAGUGCUGCUUGGGAGGCUGGAAGAGGGGCGGUAGCUGGGGCUGUAAAAGUACGAACUUCCUCAAGAUGGGGAGACAUAUGGACUAAUAGGCGUCAGUGGGGUGCUGGUGCUGCCAUUCUCGGUGCUGCUGGAUAUGUAAUGUCUCCUAUCUAUAGAGGGUUGACUAUUCAGUUCAAGGUGUUUCUUCAGAUGUCAGGCAUGAUAAUGGGCUCUUGUUUAGAAGCUGAUCACAGCAUCCGGCAGUACGAAGCCAAGGUCCGAAUGGAAAAGCGUAUGAUCAGAGACCGAGCCGUUUGGGAACAAUAUGAGCAGGAGUAUGAGCAAGCUCCGCGCCAAAGAAGUCAUCAUGAGGAGAGCCAGUUUACGAGUAAUCGAAGUUCAUGA
Messenger RNA from Hyaloscypha bicolor E, 423 nucleotides. RefSeq lists its product as uncharacterized. The record is from RefSeq and is a predicted model, not a curated record. The transcript has 3 exons. The coding region runs from base 1 to 423 and encodes 140 amino acids. NCBI's taxonomy places the organism in Eukaryota, Fungi, Ascomycota, Leotiomycetes, Helotiales, Hyaloscyphaceae.